UCUUCCACAUUUCUCCUUACUUUUGUCCUUCAACACACAAACCCUAAAAACCAAAAAUGGAAGAAGCCCUAAGAAAGUUCAACGAAUCUACCCACUCCUUCAUACCCGGUUACGAACCCGACCCGAUUCCUCUAACGAGAAUCUUUGCCAAUGAUGCAAACUCCCCGCAGGUUAAUAACACACUGUCUUCAAAGGAGGCAAUAGUGACCAUCACCGGAUCUGGCAGGACAAGGUACCGUGGCGUUCGCCGAAGGCCGUGGGGACGUUACGCGGCGGAGAUACGUGAUCCCACGUCGAAGGAGAGACGUUGGCUCGGAACGUUCGAUACGGCGGAGCAAGCCGCUUGUGCUUACGACUGUGCAGCUCGUGAGUUUCGUGGAUCUAAGGCUCGGACCAACUAUACUUAUCCUGUUACUAAUCCUUUUGCCGAGCCUAGAUUCUCUUUCUCCUCAAAGAAAUCUACGAAGGCCGUUCGUUCUCCUAUACCGUCACCGCAGAAGAUGAACACAAAGUCUCUCUUAUGGUAUUCCUCUCGCGAAACAGCGACUAAUGGCUCCUCCUCUUCUUCUUGCUCCUUGACAAAAACGGCAAGCAUUUCCUCUUCCGCUGAUGAAAACUACACAGAGUUUUUCCCGCAAGAACAUUCUGAUUCUGGUCUCUUGCAAGAUAUCGUUCAAGAGUUCUUGAAGAAGAAACGCAACCAGCCUCCGCCGUUGAUACCACCACCACCGCCAUCUCCACCGAUGGUUGGACAUCUUAAAAACUUCCGUGAAUUCUCCGCCAACAGUUUGUUUCAACCGAUGGUGGAGGCAUCAAAAUUAGAUUGCUACGGAAACAUUAGUUAUCAAGAUGGUGACUCCGGUUUUUUUUAUGGCAUGAGCUCCGUUGCAGACGGUGGUUUUACUUAUGGAUCAGACGCGUGGGGGUUAUCAUGA
Messenger RNA from Brassica oleracea var. oleracea, 935 nucleotides. RefSeq names its product ethylene-responsive transcription factor ESR1. Gene Ontology annotation, molecular function: DNA binding; DNA-binding transcription factor activity. The record is from RefSeq and is a predicted model, not a curated record. Gene Ontology annotation, biological process: regulation of DNA-templated transcription. The transcript has a single exon. Lineage: Eukaryota; Viridiplantae; Streptophyta; Magnoliopsida; Brassicales; Brassicaceae. Bases 57 to 935 code for a protein of 292 amino acids.